Psammomys obesus (fat sand rat) is the source of this 3650-nucleotide messenger RNA. It is a transcript of the gene Mfsd8, whose product is annotated as major facilitator superfamily domain containing 8. Lineage: Eukaryota; Metazoa; Chordata; Mammalia; Rodentia; Muridae. Gene Ontology annotation, cellular component: lysosomal membrane. Gene Ontology annotation, molecular function: transmembrane transporter activity. Gene Ontology annotation, biological process: transmembrane transport. The record is from RefSeq and is a predicted model, not a curated record. The coding region runs from base 130 to 1689 and encodes 519 amino acids. The transcript is spliced from 12 exons.
CCCCGGAACAGCCGGUUCGCUUCCGGCACGCGCACGCGCACGCGCAGCAGUGUUUUGACAGCUCCGGCCGAGGAGAAGGAGCAGCUGUCGCGAGAGUUGGCGGCACGCCGCCUAGUGAGGGCUGUCAUUAUGGCGAGCCUGGGAAGCGAGGCGGAGCGGGAGCCCCUCCUGGGCCCCGGCUCCCCCGGAAGCAGAGAAUGGGAUAUGAUAGAAACCCAAGAGCACUACAAGAGUAGGUGGAGAUCUAUUAGGAUUCUCUACCUCACUAUGUUCCUCAGCAGUGUAGGUUUUUCUAUUGUGAUAAUGUCAAUCUGGCCUUAUCUUCAAAAGAUUGAUCAUACAGCUGAUGCAAGUUUUUUGGGCUGGGUUAUUGCUUCAUAUAGUCUUGGCCAAAUGGUAUCUUCACCUCUAUUUGGCUUAUGGUCUAAUUAUAGGCCAAGAAAAGAACCUCUUACCGUCUCCAUCUUUAUUUCGGUGGCAGCCAACUGCCUGUACGCGUAUGUCCAUGUGCCAGCUGCUCAUAAUAAAUACUACAUGUUGGUUGCUCGUGGACUGGUGGGAUUUGGAGCAGGAAAUGUAGCUGUUGUUCGAUCAUACAUUGCUGGUGCCACUUCCCUUCAGGAAAGAACAAGUGCCAUGGCUAAUACAAGCACAUGCCAAGCCUUGGGCUUUAUUCUGGGUCCAGUUUUCCAGACUUGCUUUGCACUCAUUGGAGAAGAGGGUUUGACAUGGGACACCAUCAAGCUGCAGGUCAACAUGUACACAGCACCAGUUUUACUUGGAGCCUUCCUGGGAAUUCUAAACAUUAUUCUGAUCCUUUUUAUAUUAAGAGAGCAUCGUGUGGAUGACACGGGACGGCAGUGUAAGAAUGUGAAUUCUCAAGAAGAAAAUACAGAUGAACUUCAGAUCCCUGAAGGAAGUAUUGACCAAGUUGCUGUUGUGGCUACCAAUAUUCUGUUUUUUGUGGUUUUGCUUAUCUUUGCCAUUUUUGAAACGAUCCUCACUCCAUUAACGAUGGACAUGUAUGCCUGGACCCAGAAGCAGGCUGUGCUCUAUGAUGGAAUAAUCCUUGCUGUAUUUGGAGUUGAGGCAGUUCUUGUUUUCAUGGGGGUUAAAUUACUUUCCAAAAAGGUUGGCGAGCGCGCUAUUCUCCUGGGAGGACUCAUGGUUGUGUGGGUCGGCUUCUUUAUCUUGUUGCCCUGGGGAAAUCAGUUUCCCAAAGUACAGUGGCAAGAUUUACACAACAGCUCAAUCCCUAAUACUACAUUUGGGGAAAUUAUUCUUGAUCUUUGGACUUCUCCAAGAGAAGAUCACAGCGAACAGCCAGUUGGGUGCCCAAUUGAGCAAGCCUGGUGCCUGGACACCCCGGUGAUCCAUGUGGCCCAGUUCCUGACAGCUGCUGUGCUAAUUGGAACAGGCUACCCAGCCUGCAGUGUCAUGUCCUAUACGCUAUACUCGAAAGUUCUAGGACCCAAGCCUCAGGGUAUAUACAUGGGCUGGUUAACCACUUCUGGAAGUGCAGCACGGAUUCUUGGGCCUGUGUUCAUCAGCCAUGUGUACACUUACUUGGGCCCACGAUGGGCAUUUAGCCUUGUGUGUGGAAUAGUAGUGCUAACCAUCUUGCUAAUGGGAGCCGUUUACAGAAGACUCAUUGCCUUUUCUGUCAGAUAUGGGUGGAUCCAGGAGUAAGCUCACAGUCUCUGCUGGAUGCCUGCUGCCUACCAUCUCCAACUCAACCUUGAGUAACUUAACUAUGAACUGUAGGAUGUGUGAGAACAUUCUGGGUCAUAAUCUCCUUAUCAAAAGUGAACUAUUUUUCAUAUCAUACCUUACUGGAGUUCCAUGAACUCAUCAGUGAAUGGAUAAUCAUUUAUAGGUAUGAAACUACACUCAGUGUAAACUGUAGAGCUCUCUCUAAAACAAUGGGACUAUGCAAGUACAGCUGGGGUAAAAUUCUGUAUUAAUCCGCCAGAACAAAAUACUUUUUUAAAACUAAAUUAAAAUACAAGUAAUUUCAUGAAAGUGUUUUAAAAAUAAAAAUGCAGGGGUUGGGGAUUUAGCUCAGUGGUAGAGUGCUUGCCUAGCAAGUGCAAGGCCCUGGGUUCGGUCUUCAGCUCUAGAAAAAAAAAAAAUAGUGACUAAAAAUAAAAAUGCAUUAUUGUUAAGUUUCUUAGUAAAAUUAAAACUGAGCCUUAAAUUCUUUUAGCCUACUACAACCACAUUAGGUGCCCUGGUUGUAAUUUGAAUAUUGCACCUUUGUCUAUUUUAAUUUAGAAUCUGAUUCUAAAUUAACCUGUAAGAAAAAUUCUAAUAUCUGAGGAGUAAAAAAGACAAAUACUCAACUUAGCUUUUAUUACCGUAGAAGGCUACCUUCUUUCAAGUGUUGGUAAAUUCACAUUAGAAACAUAAGUUAAAUGUGUUUUAAUAUGGUAUUAAUCGCAAAGGAUUCUUAAAAUGAUUGCUAUUUUCCAAGCCCUUUAAACUCUAGUGCACACUAACCCAUUAGUGGCCCUUGUCAGUAAUGACAGAUAGGAACAGCUGUUUCCAGCCUGCCUGCAAACCCAUUCACAGCAGCAGACCUGCAAUUGGACUUUGGAUGCUAUGACAGUCUUCUCUGAUCAGCUCAGGAUUUGAGACUGAAUGGCCUAAGGGGACUCAUGAAACUUCUAGUUUCUACCUCUGUGUGAAUCAAGCACUGGUAUGUGUAUAGGAAUCAGAAGUGUUUUCCCAUUCUGUUGCCAUGGUUUCAGAUCUGAGCGUGAACAUAUUCUCCACUUUGUAUCAUUUAGUCUGCGGAAGCCAUCAGCACUAAGUGAUAGCAGCAUUUUGCUUCAGUCAGUUUUUGUCAGUCCUGAUGUCCUCUUACCUGCUGUUCUGUUCUUCCUCUUUUCCUGUUGGGUUACUUCUUACCUUAAAUUCCACCUUUGUGUGGUGUGCCCAGAAACAAAGCUCCCUGUGUUCCUGUGAAACAGUUUCUCACAGCAAGCUUAGGGUUGAAGGUAAGAUCCUGCUUCCUGAUAUAUGCCAAUGAAUGUAUACAAGUCACAUAUCUUCAGAGGCUACCACAUGACUGCUGUACUUUCUCCAAACAGGAAAACUGCUCCAGAAAGGUAUACUAGCAGUUACUUAACUGUGAGGAAUUAUUUGCACCAGUGACUCAGAUUUGCAGAAAUAUUUGGGAAAAAAAAAAAAACCCUUUAAGAUCACUGAAUGAAGCUUUUUUCUGAGCAUGCCAUGUUCACAGCAAGAACAUAAGUUUCCCAGCCCUAGAAGUGUAACACUGUGAUUCAGAUGACUACAACAUGGCAAAAGUGACUGCACCUUUUUUACUGAGGCACUCACUGCCUGGGAGAUUAGACUUCACACCUCACUGAGGGAAGCGACAAGUUUAGGGAAAGAGCUAGGAGUCUAAAAUUAGCACAAGGUAAAUCUUGAAUAAAACAAAGUGAGUGUGAAUUGAAAGAAACCUUAAGGUAUGAAAACUGUUAUGAGUGUAUUUUGAAGGUAUUUUUGAAAACCCAGAAAAGGGUUAUUUCCUCAUUUUUAAUGAACUGUUACUUCAUAAGGCAUCUCUAGCCAUUAUGCUUCUCUAUUUAAAACAAGCUCAUUUCUUGUAUUAAAGUGAAAUAAACUUGUAAAUUUUAAUUUGA